Aspergillus saccharolyticus JOP 1030-1 is the source of this 1587-nucleotide messenger RNA. RefSeq names its product putative RNA binding protein Rnp24. Bases 139 to 1254 code for a protein of 371 amino acids. NCBI's taxonomy places the organism in Eukaryota, Fungi, Ascomycota, Eurotiomycetes, Eurotiales, Aspergillaceae. The transcript has a single exon. The record is from RefSeq and is a predicted model, not a curated record. Gene Ontology annotation, molecular function: RNA binding.
GAGCCAUACGCGUGGGCUUCUUGUUCUUUUGUUGUUUUGUCCUCAUACAUUCUUCCGCUUGCCUGUUCUUUGCAGUCGCUCUUACGAGUAUUAUUUUAUUCAGUUACAUCUGUGCGAAUCUUCAGGAGCCAACGAGCCAUGGCUAGCAUUGGGGAAGAAAAUCAGAAGAAGCGCAAGCUCACUGAUGUUGAGGAGAUCGAGAUCGACAUCUCUGCCCCCGAACCUCCAUCAAAAAAAGCAUUGCGGAAAGCAAAGAAGGCAGCAACUGCGAAACCCUCUGAGUCCACGACAGAGACCGAAGGGGUGGCUGCAGUCGAGAAACCCACUGCUGCCCCCUCGAAGCGUUCAGAGUACGGUGUCUGGAUCGGCAAUCUCGCUUUUUCCGUGACCAAGGAUGAUUUGCGUACCUUCUUCACGAGCAAUUGUUCCUUUGCGGAGACAACCAUUACGCGCAUACAUAUGCCUAAGGGCGCCGAAAAAUCUGGAAAAUCUCAGAACAAAGGCUUCGCUUAUGUUGACUUCUCCACCCAGAAGGCUGCGGAGGAGGCAAUUGGCCUUAGCGAACAGCUCCUUACGGGUCGUCGCGUGCUAAUCAAGGAUGCAAAGAGCUUUGCUGGAAGGCCAGAUAAACCCAAGGAAGACGGUCAAAAAGCGGGCUCUGCAGCAUCCGGUCAUCCUCCCUCGAAGCGCAUAUUCGUCGGCAAUCUCAGCUUUGACACCACCAAAGAAGCUAUUGAAGAGCAUUUCGCGCCAUGCGGUGUUGUGGCUAAUGUACAUGUGGCAACCUUCCAGGACUCCGGCAAAUGCAAGGGUUACGCUUGGGUAGUGUUUGAGGAUCUUGCAGCAGCUGAAGCAGCGGUGAAGGGCUAUGUGUUAGUGAAGGAGGAUGAUGAGGAGGAAGAUGAGUCCGAGUCCGACUCUGAGAAGCGCAAAAAGCCUCAGAAGCCCCGGCAGAGGAAAGUCUGGGUGAAUUUCCUUCUUGGAAGGCGCUUGCGUAUGGAGUUCGCCGAAGACGCUACUACUCGCUAUAAGAAACGGUUCGGAAAAGAUGGCGAGGGCAAGAAGAAUAACAGCUCAGAGACCGUUGAUGCAGAGUCCGGAGAUUUUGAAGCCACCGAAGAGCAACCUCGCCAAGCGCGACCUCCCAGAACCAAGCAGGCGAAGCCCGAAUAUACCAGAUACGAUCAGGACACAGUGCAGAAGCUUAGUGGUGCCAUUGUCGAAUCACAGGGCAAGAAGACCACCUUCGAUUAAUGGUGAUCAUUAACCAGUGAGAGCAAGCAAGUACCCAGAGAGUGAGGGCUGGAUCUUCUUAGGCCGAAGGACAAUCUUGGAGCAGUUUCCUAGCCCUCGGAAUGCACGAAAGAUUGUGGAUGGUUUGAGCCUUGCAUGAGCAAAAACCCAUGGUUGCUUUCUCUGAAAAGCACGGAAAAGGAGGUGUACUGCUGACUCCAUCCACCAAACUGAUAUCCACCGUGCUCACUGGUAUGCAUCAGUUACCAUGUAUGUAUAUACUCAAUAGAGGGGAAGGAUGUGGAUUGGACCAAAAAAAUUGAUUGCAGGAAGACGGUAGUUAUACCCCUACGA